Messenger RNA from Paramacrobiotus metropolitanus, 792 nucleotides. Its product is annotated as speckle-type POZ protein-like. Gene Ontology annotation, cellular component: nucleus; cytoplasm. The record is from RefSeq and is a predicted model, not a curated record. Bases 1 to 792 code for a protein of 263 amino acids. Lineage: Eukaryota; Metazoa; Tardigrada; Eutardigrada; Parachela; Macrobiotidae. Gene Ontology annotation, biological process: proteasome-mediated ubiquitin-dependent protein catabolic process; regulation of proteolysis. Gene Ontology annotation, molecular function: ubiquitin protein ligase binding. The transcript has a single exon.
AUGGAUAUCGAGAUUCGUGAACCAUUUAGCACGGGGGUACGGGUUUUGUAUACACCCGGAAACUGCGCUGGAUCGGAUGCGUUCAUCAGUUACGCUCAACUAUUCGGCACAACCACGACGGCCGGCUUGCUCAAAGAUGAUGUGAUUCGCUUCAAAAUUGCAGCCACCCUGUACGGUAAUGGUACCUCCAAGGAGCCAGAGGCGAAAAUCGUCCGUCUGUCCAAAACAGAGCCUCCCGCCAGGCUCUGCUAUCAAGACUUCCGUCGCCGUCAGAUGGAGAUGUAUCGGGCGGGACCACAACCGUACACCGACUUCCUGCUGCGUUCCAGCGACGGCCGAGAAUUUCGCGUUCAUCGUUUCCUGCUGGCAGCGCAUUCGCCGGUCUUUUUGGCCAUGCUGACGCAUGAUUCGCAGGAAAAACAGCAGUCCCAUUGCGAUGUCGCGGAUUUGGAUGGAGAGUGUGUGGAGAUCUUGGUAGAUUAUUUGUACGGAUGCGAGGCGGAUAAACUGAACGCGGUUAAUGCGGAAAAGGUAAAGUUCAUGGCUGACAAAUAUCAGAUUCUAGAUCUACGUGCCGUCUGCGAGAGAAUGAUAGCGGAAAGUGUUACUGUGGACAGCGCUGUCGUCCGCUUCCUCAUGGCCAGACAGCGUGGAUUGGAUGUCUUAAAGGACGCUGCACUGCGAAUUAUGGCGCAGAAUAAGCCAGCUGUCCUUAAGGAUAAAGUGCUGAAAGCUGCCAUCCAAUCGGAUCCGGAUUUGCUGGAAAUCGUUAUGGAAUAUUGUGCCAAAUGA